AUGGCUCAACCUUUGCCUGUAUCCUUUACAGUUAAGACCAAUUUUGCUUGGUCUGGUGAGAAGAAAGAUGAUCUGGGAUUCUUGGAAGGGGACUAUAUUGAUGUUACAAAAGUUGCCGGUGAUUGGUACUACGGUAGACUGAUAAGAAACAAGAAGCAGGGCUACUUUCCCAGUAAUUACGUGACAAUCCUGGAAGAAAAGUACAAUAACCAUGUUCCAAGUAAACAAGCGAUCCAACAACAACAACAGAAGAAACAACAGCAUAAACAGAGGCUACCGUACCGUGAGGAGGAAUUGGCAUCCAGAUCCUUUGAGCGGUACCCGGGCCAUACUUCUUCAUCGCCUAAUAUCAGAAACAACGUUGGUUUUAGCUUAAGGAAGAGUCAUACCAACGAAGAACUUACUACAUAUUCUCAAGGGAAACGAUUUAGUGCUGAUGUUAUACCAACAGUUCCAGAGUAUGGGAAUAGGAAGUAUGUGGUUUCACAGUCAUAUUCUACAUCAAAUCUUGCCAGUGUUAAUAAUAGAUCAGGGAGAAGUCGAGAUAUACCGAGCCAACCUCCCCUACCUCCAAUUCCUAAAUCUCCAUCUAUGCCAAUGUUCAAUAAUAACAUGUCAUCUAGACAUUCAUUUCAAAGUAUGUCAGAUAGAUCAACAGACUCUUUCGGGAAAUACUCAAAUACAAAGUAUAUGGAAGAUUCACUGGCUAGCAGCGAGGAAAGCUUUGCAAUAAUGAGUGAUUUCAGUGCCACAAGUGCUGGAAGCUUUGCUAGACACAACCUUGCUAGGUCAUUCCAGGACUCCCUUGAUCGUUCCAUAGUCAGUGAAAGCAAAGAUACCACCGGUAAUGGAGCAUCCUCAGGCGGCCAUCCCUUGAAAGAGAGCAAAUUCGGAGAUAUGUUUAAAAAAUGGUUACCAAAGAGUAACAAUGACUAUAACAAUGGGAACAAGGAUUAUCCAAAACUACCCAACAUCCAAAACUUGAAUAUCUCAUCAAAUAAUCACGAUGCUAACAGCUGGAUGGAAGCAGAGGCCCAGUUGAGAAGAGCAGUUACCAUUACGGCCAAUGAGAGAAGAGAAAGAGGAAUGAGAGCAACUUCCAAGAACGUCGAUCUCCUGUUGUACCCGCAUUCCGUCGUGAAUAAGGACCUAUACUCUAAUGAAGUACUACAUACUCGUCAACCUGGUAUUGUAGAUGAGUUCCUAGCUGCAGCUGAUUUCAAGAAAGUGGAUAGGUCGGCCAGACAACUUUUCAAAGAAAAAUUGCCAGCACAACUAUCUGUGGAGUCAUUUGCACAGUACAGCUUCCCAUCACAGUACUUUACGCCAUUGGAACAACUACGUGGUCUUUUCACAUUCUGCACAGAGCUUUUCAGAUUGAUCGAUGAUAACGGGAAGACAGAUUUCAACAAACCGCCAGAAAACUUGGAAAAAGUGUUGGAAAGAAGAUACUGUACCCCUUACGAGCUAACAUGGCUAUUCAAGAGAAUGUCGCGGGCCUUGAAGAUAAACAGUGAGAUCGUAUUUGGGUUCUUGAAAACACCUCACGCAGACAAUACCACUUUCAAAUUGAACCACUGUUGGUUACAGGUGUGUUUUUAUGAGGAAUGGAGGUUUGUCGACGUUAUUUUGGGCAACGUGACCAACCCAAUUCACGAAUACUUGAACAACAAGCCAGCCAAGCGUUGCGAAUCUUUCUAUUUCCUCACAUCCCCAAUGAAUAUAAUCAACACCCAUGUGCCAAGAGAGUACUCGAAACAGCAUAUUGCUCCAGAACUAGACCUAAACAUUAUAUUGAGUCUGCCGGUUGUUUUCCCAUCCUUUUUCAAAAACAGGCUCAGACUUUACAGGUUCAGCAACGGUCUUUGUGACCUCGAGGACAACGAAAUCUUCGAGUGCACCUUGCGCAUCCCCAAUGACAUCGAGGUCUUCUCCAAUGUUGUCGUAGACGGAGACAACUCACUCGAGUACAGAACCAUGAACCUGUCAUUGGUCCAAGUCCUAUCACAUAACAAACGUAAUGCCGUCAUCAAAGCGGUCCUCCCACCAGGUGCAUCCAAGGGCACACUCUACAUCCACUCGGGUGUCAAGGGAACCCAAACAUCUAUCGAAAACGUGCAUCCAAUCUCCAUGAUCGUACCUCUGACAUCCAGUGGAACAUCUUCCAGUUUCGAAUUCGUGUCCAGAAUCCCAUCCGAGUCCGUACAAAGAGUCGAGAUAUACAUCAAGGAGCCCCAAAACAAGUACUUAUCGUGCAAGAGAAAGUACAAAUUCGAAAUAAUCCAGAAUCCUGCUGACGGUAUCAUCCAUCAGUCCAUGGAGCGGAACCUCAGCCGCUCAAUGCUAAUUCUGUCUCCUUCAGGCAAACACUACAAACUAUCUAAGAACGAUCCACAUCUGCCAUUCGGUACUUGGAGCGCACCUAUCGAGGUUAACGAGACUGGACGUUGGUCCGCCAUGGUGACGUCCGAUACCGGAUCUGGAUGGUGCGAGUUCGCUCAAUGGGAGAGCAGCUAG
Molecule: messenger RNA, 2517 nt
Organism: Kluyveromyces marxianus DMKU3-1042
Lineage: Eukaryota; Fungi; Ascomycota; Saccharomycetes; Saccharomycetales; Saccharomycetaceae
Gene: CYK3
Product: Cyk3p
Exons: 1
Coding region: 1-2517 (838 amino acids)
Molecular function (GO): protein binding
Source: RefSeq, a predicted model, not a curated record